Arachis stenosperma is the source of this 1272-nucleotide messenger RNA. RefSeq lists its product as uncharacterized. NCBI's taxonomy places the organism in Eukaryota, Viridiplantae, Streptophyta, Magnoliopsida, Fabales, Fabaceae. Bases 1 to 1272 code for a protein of 423 amino acids. The record is from RefSeq and is a predicted model, not a curated record. The transcript is spliced from 2 exons.
AUGGGUGCUGAUCAGAAAAUCUCUCAGAAUAUCAAUGAUCACGCCGGGCUACAAAACCGCGUUACAAAAUCAAUUGUUAUCUUCUAUGUCUUUAUUGUUGCCACUAUGUUCUUCAUCAAUUCUGAUAUAGAUAUCAUUUCUAGUUCUCCAGCACUCUCAUCAUUUGGAUUCAUAAUGCAAAAACAAACUCAUCAAGGUGAAAAGAGUGGUGUGAAUCUUCAGCUUUCCAUAGAAAAAAAUCAUGAAGAAGAAGAAGAAGAGAAUCUAAUUCCACCACAAAAUGUUACAAAAGAAGAAAGAAUGGCGUGGUUCAGGAAAAACUUACCUAAAUUUGAGAUACUCAAACCAAGCUAUAACCCAUCUUCAGCUUCAUUUCAUUUAAGGGUCCUCAGCUUCCUCACUCAAAAUUGCUCAACAUUUUUCUUCGCCAUAUGGUUGUCGCCAGCGAAGAAUUUUGGCAAAAGGGAGUUCAUAACGUUUGACACACUUUUCAAGGUCCACCCUCAAGGAUGCUUGCUGAUCCUAUCAAGAUCCAUGGAGUCGAAACGAGGUUACCGGAUCCUGAAACCGCUCCUAGACCGCGGCUUUAAAGUUCAAGCAAUUACUCCGGAUUUGCCAUUCUUGGUCAAGAAUACCCCAGCUCAAUCUUGGCUUGAAGGGAUCAAGAAUGGCAACAGGGACCCUGGAUCAAUCCCAAUAUCUCAGAACCUCUCAAAUUUGAUGAGGCUAGCAAUGCUAUACAAGUAUGGUGGUGUGUAUUUGGACACAGAUUUGAUCUUUGUGAAGGAUAUGUCAGAAUUGAGAAAUGCAAUUGGAGCACAAUUUGUUGAUCUAGAGACAAAACAAUGGUUGAGGCUAAACUCAGCAAUUAUGAUAUUUGACAUGAAACAUCCAAUUCUACUUGAUUUACUAGAAGAAUUUGCAUCAAGUUUUGAUGGUAAUAAAUGGGGUCACAAUGGUCCUUAUUUGGUUACUAAGGUUGUGGGGAGAGUAGUUGAAGGUAAACUAGGGUACAAUUUAACUGUUUUGCCACCUAGUGCAUUUUACCCUGUGGAUUGGAACAAGAUUAAGGACUAUUACAAGAAGCCUACAACUGAUUCUGGAACAACUUGGGUGGAUAAUAGGUUUGUGGAAUUGAUUUAUGGAGGGAAGACUUAUGCACUUCAUUUGUGGAACAAGAAGACCAGAGAUCUUGAGAUUGAAGAGGGAAGCGUCAUGGAAAAAUUGUUCACCGAUUAUUGCCUUACUUGUUCCAAUUUUACUAGGACUUAG